Vitis riparia (riverbank grape) is the source of this 330-nucleotide messenger RNA. Its product is annotated as glutathione S-transferase U9-like. The record is from RefSeq and is a predicted model, not a curated record. Bases 1 to 330 code for a protein of 109 amino acids. The transcript has a single exon. NCBI's taxonomy places the organism in Eukaryota, Viridiplantae, Streptophyta, Magnoliopsida, Vitales, Vitaceae.
AUGGCAGAGGAAAACCAAGUGAAGUUACAUGGGAUAUGGGCUAGCCCUUAUGUUAAGAGGGUAGAAAUGGCCCUCAAACUGAAAGGCAUUCCCUAUGAGUAUGUGGAAGAAGAUUUGAGGAACAAAAGCCAGUUGCUCCUCCAGUAUAAUCCUGUCCACAAGAAGGUUCCUGUACUCAUCCACAAUGGAAAACCCAUUGCUGAGUCAUUGAUCAUACUUGAAUAUAUUGAUGAAACCUGGAAGAAUUUAAUGGUCCUCCACUUCUGCCUCAGGAUCCCUAUAAAAGGGCCAAAGUUCGCUUCUGGGCCAGCUUUGUCCAGCAAGAGGUGA